This is a messenger RNA of Drosophila subobscura, 980 nucleotides long. Its product is annotated as fibrous sheath CABYR-binding protein-like. The record is from RefSeq and is a predicted model, not a curated record. The transcript is spliced from 2 exons. NCBI's taxonomy places the organism in Eukaryota, Metazoa, Arthropoda, Insecta, Diptera, Drosophilidae. The coding region runs from base 62 to 910 and encodes 282 amino acids.
CGUAACAUAAAGAAGAGACUUCCCAUGGCAAUUCUGCAGUUUAAGGAACGCCUGCGUCGAGAUGAGAUCUGUUUUGUUUGUAUUCACCGCAGCAUUGCUUUUGUGGGGCAACGUGGCAGGAAGGGAACCACCAAAGGCAAAAGCUCCACAAAUAUUAGAGCCAUCCGAACGAAGCGGUGCAAUAUUGUCCCCAAAGGCAAAAGCACCACAAAUUGUAGAGCCAGCUUCUCCAAAGGCUGAUGAACCAGAGGCAAAGGAACCAAAGGCAGAUGAUAAAGAGGCGGGAAAGCUCCAAAAGUCUGAUGAAGCAAAGGCCUCAAAGUCUCCAGAGGCAGAUGCACCAAAGGAACCAAAAUCCCCAAAGGCAGAACAAUCAGAGACGGCAAAUCCCCCAGUAGAAGAUAUUCCCGAGAUGGUAUCAAAAAGAUCUCUUAUCCCAGGCAAUUGGCAUUUACAGGGAAACUCUGUUGUAAGAUGGCCGCCUCUGUCUCAACAAGGGAUAACGCGAAGACCACAUGACCUGAUCGUUCUGGAAAGAUAUUGGACAACCAGAGAGAAAUAUACGGAAGAGGGCAUCCAAAGGCUUGACAAAAAGAUACCAGAGAUGCGUAAAAAAUACGCACUGUCCAUACAGGAAAAUAAGAAUUUGACCCAGCAGUUGGAAGCUGCAAAUCUUAAGUUGUAUGACGCGACACUGGAGCUGAAAAAGGCUGAACAACAGCGAGAAAAGUGCAAGGAUAGUAAAAGCGAAGAGCUCGAUAGGGAGAGUCUCCCCAGCACCAUGGGCCGUGAGUUUACAAACAGAUAUCUUCGGCUGCUCAAGACCUUACGUGUGACAAUUGAUAGGGAGUUAAGGAUAGUCACGAACUCGCUAUGGAGGAGACUUUCACGCAGAGAAGGCACCAAUUAAAACCAUUUCUAUUUUUUUUUCCCACUCUAUGCCUUGGCAUGAAUAAAUAUAAUCCUUGAGCUUGAAUCAA